AAAUAUUGUGUGUGUAUGUGUGUGUGUGUUUGUGUGUGAGAGAGAGAGAGUAUCAGCCAGCCAGCAGGGGAAGGAGAGACUUGUUUUAGUUUCGAGAGAGCUCUGAUCCAAGAUACAUCGUUGUUAUGUCGGACACUGGAGUGUGUUUAAGCGUCUGAGAAUGAAUGAAUCAGGGAAUGGGACUGCCAGCGAGGUGCACCUCAUCGAAGUCAGGGUCUUUGCUUCCGUUACCUCCUUUGUCCUGUUGGCUUUCUUCAACCUUGUGAUCAAUUACACUAUCCUGGGUGAGGACCGUCUGCGAUCUCAAGCCAGGUUUGUCUUGCUGUUCCACCUUUUGGUGUCCGGUCUGAUCUACUUUGGCCUGAGCAGCACCUUCUACCUCCUCAUUUACCUGGAGGUGGCCAUAUCAGCCUCAUCUUGCGUGACCCUCCUCCUGUUCCUCAUGAUGAGUGGCUCCACCAUUCUCCUGACCCUGACGGUGAUGGCGGUCGACCGAUACUUUGCCAUCUGCCAUCCACUCAAGUACAGCUCCUUCUGCACCCAGUGCAAAGUCUGGAUUCUCAGCAGCCUGACCUGGGUGGUCUCAGCCAUCAUCCCUCUCAUCCUGGUCUCCGAGCAUAUGAGGAGGGAGCCCAAGCUGGGAGAGACUGAGAGGUGCUCAGCCAGCAACCUUCCUUCCAGCUACAACAUGAAGCAGACUUCCAAAAUUCUGCUGAUCUGCAUCUGCACGGUCCUCAUACUGUAUAGCUACUUCAAAAUACUGGUGGAAGGCAAGCGCAUUGGUGUGCUGAAUCGGCGCAACAAGAGGGCGCGAAGCACCAUCUUAAUGCAUGGGGUGCAGCUGGCGGUAUACAUAAUCCCCACGUUCAUCAACUUCAUCCUCCAUUUGGUAGCACACGCUGGGAAGCUCCAUGCAAACACCAAAUCCCUCUUUGAGGUGCUAAACUUUGCCUUUUUCAGUCUGGCACAGUGCAUCAGCCCUGUCAUCUACGGCCUCCGGAAAGAAGAGCUGUGGGAGCUCACCUCCCACAAGUUUCCCUGCUUCCUAUGGGAUUUCAAGGGAACCCUAGAGUGGCUGGUUCGGACGACCCUGCUCCUGCCCAUGAAAUCGAGCCCACCAGCUGCAGUCCAGACCUGCUCCGAGGGACUAACCCUGGUGGGCGAGGAGACUGCAGGAGCAUGCACUAAGUAACGCUGCCUAACCCGUUUCUAGAUGUCCCUUGGGAUUUAUUGGGAUUUUCCCACCUCUCACCAGGCCUGUGCUUGUUCAGCACAUAAAGUCCUCGAUCUCUGGGAGAUGGGCAGCAAGGACUCUGACUUUUAUUGCUGGAUAUUUUUGAUAACUGUGACUAAACACGAUGACUGAACAUUGAUGACUAACAACUUCUCUUUCACCUCCCCUAAAUCCACCCCCCGCCGAGUCUCAAAUAGUUUCUUCCGCUCUUGGGUCAAACACUUCAAAAAAUAAUUGGAAUUACAGUCCAGUGGGGGAUUGGGAAGAAAACACUUCAAACUUUAGCUCUUUUAAAGAGCUGGCACUGGCACGAUGGGCUGAAUGGUUGCCUCCUGUUGUUCUGACUUUCAGAAACUUCAAGAAAAAAAUAAAGACCCUGGAGGGAUUAAAACAAGGGUUUUAAAAAAAUCUGAAGACAGCUUGAUUUUCUACAUGGAGAACAUUGGUUUGGGAAAUGGGAGUAAAUAAGAGAAACUAAAUGCAGUUUUAAGAAGAAAGGUGUGAAUGAAGAAAGGCAAUUAAUGCGGUGAGCUAAUUCAGGGCAUGAUAUUAAUGUUUUGGAUAUUUUAUGGCUCACAGCUUAAAAUAAACACUGCCUAAAAGCAAAGAGCAUCAGUGCAAAAUGUGAAAACUAACACUGCUUUUGGAGAUGUCGAAUUCCAAAGGAAUUCAAUGAAGACAAGGUGGAGAUAUCUGCACAGAGGGCUGACUAGGAACCGGAGACAACGUUCAAGCUGAACUCCCGGGAAUAGCUUGAGAUUUUCGGUGAUGUUCUGGCGAGUAUGAAAUGUUUGAGCGUCACGACCUUAAAGUUGUCCAUAUGACAGUCACUGUGGUGAUUUUGCGGAUUCGUUCCCCAAAGCGCCUUACAGGAAUGGGACUGAGUCUCCACUUGGGGCAAUCAAAAUGGCUGCCAUGCAUGCAGGACAACUAAAAUGUCUUAAAAACAGAAAAUGUAAAUAUUCAGCAGGCCUGGCAGCAUCUGUGAAGAGAGAGAAACAGAGUUAACAGUCCAGGUGGAAAAUGUCUUGUUGCUUUGCACCUGUCUUAGGAUAAUCCAGGAAAAUAAAAAAACUGUGCAGAGGAACAUUACUUUUCCUGUUGGCUUAAUUGAGGCAGGAAUUGACACUCUUUUUGUUGUCUUAGACUCAAAACUGCCAAUUAGGAAGUCAACAGAACCAUGUGCAAGAAACUCUUGGUCUGGGAGCAUGCAACUAAGUUAAUAAUGUUUUCUUUAAGUUGCUGUGAGGCUGUUUCAUGUAAAAUAAGGUUUGUGUGUUUCAUGUAUGAUUAUGUUUUUUUAAGAUUAAAGUAAUCUGUGAAUU
This is a messenger RNA of Carcharodon carcharias (great white shark), 2559 nucleotides long. RefSeq lists its product as uncharacterized. Gene Ontology annotation, molecular function: G protein-coupled receptor activity. The transcript has a single exon. Gene Ontology annotation, biological process: G protein-coupled receptor signaling pathway. The record is from RefSeq and is a predicted model, not a curated record. Gene Ontology annotation, cellular component: membrane. Lineage: Eukaryota; Metazoa; Chordata; Chondrichthyes; Lamniformes; Lamnidae. Bases 161 to 1192 code for a protein of 343 amino acids.